AUGCAAUCAAAUAUCUUUAGUAGGUUUUCAAUGGCUGUAAAGCCAAAUAUGCUGCAAAAGUCCAAACAUAUCGAGUGUGGAUUUAUAUACUCUGUAGUUAACCGUCGUUAUGCAAGUGGUGACUCGGUAGAUUUAGUUGUUAUUGGUUCUGGACCUGGUGGUUAUGUAGCUGCCAUUAAAGCUGCACAGUUGGGAUUGAAUACUGUUUGUGUUGAAAAAAAUCCUACACUUGGUGGUACUUGUCUGAAUGUUGGUUGCAUUCCUUCUAAAGCACUACUGAAUAACUCACAUUAUUAUCAUAUGGCACAUUCUGGUGAUCUAAAUUCUCGUGGAGUUGAAGUUGAGAAUGUCAAGCUUAAUCUAGAAGCAUUAAUGCAAACAAAAACAAAUGCUGUGACUGCACUGACUGGUGGAAUCGCUCAUUUGUUUAAAUCAAAUAAAAUAACAUUAGCCAAAGGUCAUGGUAAAAUUAAGGACCCAAACACAGUAUCAGUACUGAAAGAAGAUGGAUCUUCAGAAGAUAUUAAAACUAAAAAUAUACUUAUUGCUACUGGAUCUGAAGUUACUCCUUUUGCCGGAAUCGAUAUUGAUGAAGAAACUGUUGUUUCUUCAACAGGUGCAUUAAAACUAUCGAAAGUUCCUGAAAAGAUGAUUGUUAUUGGUGCCGGUGUUAUAGGUCUUGAGCUAGGAUCUGUUUGGAGUCGUUUAGGAGCAAAAGUAACUGCUGUUGAAUUUAUGCCUACAAUCGGUGGUGUUGGCAUUGAUGGCGAAGUGUCCAAACAGUUUCAAAAAAUAUUGACUAAACAAGGAUUAGGUUUUAAAUUGGGAACUAAAGUUAUCAGUGCAAGUAAAUCUGGAGGACAAAUAUUAGUUGAAGUUGAGAAUGCCAAAGAUUCUUCAAAAAAAGAGACGUUGGACUGUGAUGUUUUACUUGUGAGUGUUGGUCGUCGGCCUUAUACACAGAAUUUAGGUUUAGAAGAGAAUAGCAUUGAGAAGGACGCUAAAGGAAGAAUACCUGUAAAUUCUAGAUUCCAAACUGUUAUACCUAAUAUAUUUGCUAUUGGAGAUUGUAUCCAUGGACCAAUGUUAGCUCACAAAGCUGAAGACGAAGGUAUAGUUUGUGUUGAAGGUAUAACAGGUGCACCAGUACAUAUUGAUUACAAUUGUGUACCUUCAGUUAUAUAUACUCACCCAGAAGUAGCAUGGGUUGGAAAAAGUGAAGAAGACUUGAAAAAUGAAGGUGUUGAUUACAAAGUAGGAAAAUUCCCAUUUGCGGCCAACAGUAGAGCUAAAACUAACAAUGAAACUGAUGGUUUCAUUAAAGUUCUUGGUGAUAAAGUUACUGAUAAAUUAUUGGGAUGCCACUUAAUUGGACCUGGUGUUGGAGAGAUAGUUAAUGAAGCUGUUUUAGCAAUGGAAUAUGGAGCAUCCUGUGAAGAUAUUGCUAGAGUCUGCCAUGCACAUCCAACGUGUUCGGAAGCAUUAAGAGAAGCAAAUUUAGCUGCAUACUUUGGUAAAGCUAUUAAUUUUGGUUGA
Messenger RNA from Macrosiphum euphorbiae (potato aphid), 1536 nucleotides. Lineage: Eukaryota; Metazoa; Arthropoda; Insecta; Hemiptera; Aphididae. The record is from the annotation of a GenBank genome assembly.